AUGCUUCGGCUACAAGAGCAAAUCGAUGAACUGAGGCGACUGCAAGCGAUCUCGUUGGAGGAGGAGCCGUUGGAUGAGUUCAGGAGAACACAUUUGAUGGCUCUGAAAGAGGCGGAGCCGCUCAAGGAGAGAUUUGCUCUCCUGGACAGUGGAGCAACACAUGCGUAUCGUGGGGCACAAGAGGGCGAGUUGGACUGGGCCAGGACGGUCAAGGUGAAUUUGGCGGGAGGACAAAGCAAAGAGCUCAAGCAGAACCCGGGUGGAACGCUACUUGGGGAAGAAGGCUCAGAUGCAAUCUUGCCAUUGGGGAAAUUGGUACGCUUGCUGAACUGUGAGGUACACUGGAACCCGAGAAGCCUCGUGAUAAAGCAUCCAGAGUUUGGAAAGCUGCGAGUACGUGUUCGAAAUGACUGCCCGGAGGUGGUGGAGACAGAGGGUUUGAGGAUCAUCUCCGAGUUAGAACAGAAGAGGUUGUUGUCGUUCACGGCCGCGAUGGAUGCGUUUGAGGAGCAGGUGGCAGCAAUGGAGGUGGGCCUGGAUCAAAGCUGGGAGCGCUGGAUGAACGUGUUCCUGAAAACCGGAAGCAGAGUAUCGUGCACAGGCUUGCUGCAAACACUCCCGUUCUUGAAUGACAUGCCGAUGAGCUUGAUUGGAAAAAUUGCAGAAGAAGUUCCAGUCACAGACAAGGAUGGUUGGAAAUUGCUGAAGAAAUUCCCAUGGAAUCGAAGUCGGCGAAAACAACUAUGGGCCUCGAGGCGUUGGGUAGUGCAUGUGUAUGCUGGAAAAACAAGGCCUCAGGAUGACAUCAGCAAGCUAGAAGGGCACCAUGGAAUGGUAGUGAUCUCAAUCGACUUGGAGGACAGUAGAUCCUUCAACAUGGACGAGCAGGGAAGUAUCUUCCAGCUGUUGAUGUGGGCAGCGCUGUCAGGGACCGCCGUGUCGAACGGCAAGCAUGGUCCGAAGCCUUUGAGAUCGUUUGAGAACUUCCUGGGAAUCGCGGGCUUGUCAGACAAGGAUCAAGCUAAGGUGGAUCUAGACACGAGGCUGAUAGUCCGAAUGAUGGUCUUGUUCACGGUUGCACAAAGGAGCAGGCACUCAAGCUGGAUUGCCAGACCGUCAUGGACAAGACCUCCGGGAACUGGGUUUUUGCUUGAACAUCCGGCGUCCCCGAGAACCUACUUGAAGGAGAACAAUCCCCUCUACCACGUUGCACCUUCGGUGUGGGACUCGGACUUCAUGAAGAAAUUCCUCGAGUUUGCAGGUUUGAGCAUAUACACCUUCGAUCAAGGGUGCCUGGGACAUCAAGCGGUCAAACCGACAACGAUAGCCACGAAUCUAGCGUUGGAGCACUUGCAUGGGAGAAAGGCGACUAUGUUUCAACCAAGUCAAGUGGCAUCUUCGAAGGACCUGGCAAGAUGGGCACCGAAGUUGGUGGAGGAAAUCGCCAAGGCGAUAAAGGCCUGGGCUGGAAGGUGGGGAGUUGAAGGAGACGAAGAAAUAUGCCUGGAUGAGGAGCAUGAGUUACAUCGACUCUCCAAGAAUGUUCGCGAGGAAUGGCAGAUUCAUCUACAACGAGACCAUUAUCCUUUCAGGCAAGAUUGCCGGGAGUGCAUAAAGUUCUUGGCAAAUGGAAGGUCCCACAGAGCUGUGAGCCAUCCUUUUCCGUUUGUGCUUCACCUGGACAUCUGCGGGCCGAUGAGAGUGAAGGGGAGGUCGAUAUUCGGGGCAAACCAUAAGUACCUCUUGGUGGGCGCUUUCAGAUACCCCAAAAUCGCUCAAACCCCUCCACCAGACCCAGAAGAAGGUGAAGAUCCUGCUUUGGUCGGCCUGUUUGAAGAGAAGGAAGACAAGCGAGUGCAGGAAGAUGAGGUAGCAAAGCCUCCAGCGAAUCCCGAAGCUCCUGAACAAGAAGAUGCAGUUGACCGAGAACUACAAGAGCUAAGGGAGCCAUUUGAGUAUGACGUUGCCUACUUCACCAAGCCGUUGAAGUCACGGAUAGCCUCUGAGGUCCUGACCCGAGUUCAGGAGAUCUGUGCGGAGGUCAAGUUGAUGGGCUUCCCGAUCCUAAAAAUCCACUCGGACAGGGCGAAGGAGCUUUCAUCUACGCCAUUUCGGGCCUGGAUGUCUUCGCAAGGGAUCGUGAGGUCAGCCACAGAAGGAGAGGAUCCAGCAGCCAAUGGCGUUGCAGAAGCAGCAGUGAAGUUUGUGAAAGGAAGAACAAGAAUCCUGAUACAAAUGCUGGCGAAUCAAAUUGGUGAGGAAAAGGCCAAGUCGUUUUGGCCACUGGCAGCACAUACGGCGGCGGUGCAGCAAAGAAUGAGGAGGUGUUUGCGACCAUGGCCAUCCAUAGCGGCGUUUGGCUCUAAGGUCCUGAUCAAAACCAAGCAUUACGGCGUCAGCAAGAGCAACGAUUUGGCGCCAAAGAGGAUUGAGGGCCAUUACCUGGGACCAUCGCCAGAUGUCACCAAUGGACAUGUGGUCUGGACAAAGAAGGGGAACUUGUGGCAGACGACUUCGUUGCGGACGCCAAGGGAUCCAGAACCAGAAGCAGAGAUGUCUGUUCACGAAGAAGAUGUGUUGACUCCGCUACCUCAACCGAGAAGAAGGCUGACAUCGAAGACUACACUGUCUGGCAUUUGGGUGGAACCUGAGCUGACAACGAUGUGUGGCUUGGAAGGGUCAGGGGAGGAAGCGGAGUUACAGGCGUUGGCAACCGUGGGAUCCAAGGAAGGGAUUGGUGGAAGGGCCAAAGGGUUGGAAGACAUCAUGGAAGAUGAGAGACUGUGCAAGGAGUACUUCAGCCAGGCGAGGUUCUCAAGGGAGGAUGCA
Symbiodinium natans is the source of this 2829-nucleotide messenger RNA. The record is from the annotation of a GenBank genome assembly. NCBI's taxonomy places the organism in Eukaryota, Dinophyceae, Suessiales, Symbiodiniaceae.